This is a messenger RNA of Danaus chrysippus (African queen), 1527 nucleotides long. The record is from the annotation of a GenBank genome assembly. Lineage: Eukaryota; Metazoa; Arthropoda; Insecta; Lepidoptera; Nymphalidae.
AUGUUAUUAUCCAAAGUUCUUUUAUGCGUUUUAUUUUUUUACGGAUGUCAUGGUUACCAGGUGUACCCCUUGCAUGAAAUUAAAGACUUAGCUUACGACAGCAUAGAUGAACCGGCAAUUGAAUCGUCUCCUGUAACUGGAGAAAAUGAAGUGAAAGACCCAUCAACUCCAAACGGAGAAGAUAAUGUGACGGAUGAAAAUCCAGUAACCGAACCCGAGAAAGAGAAAGAACAAGAAAAAGAAGAGGAAAAAGAUAAGGAAAAGGAAAAGGAAAAAGAAAAAGAAAAGGUUAAAGAAAAAGAGAAAGAGAAAGAGAAAAAAACAGCAGACGGCGACUGUCCUCCGGAUAAAAGUUUACACAGCAAGAAAGAUGUCCGGGUCAUUAUCGAUUAUAUAUACAGUAAUCUACACUUCAAUGAUACACUAAUGAAAGAACUGGUUCCUAAAGCUAACGAAGCAAAGAAUAAACACACAGAAGAUAUUGCGCAAUUUGAGAAAUGGUUUAAAAAUCAACCAAACAAUUUACUAAAUGUCCUGCAAGGUUUAGCUACGUUAAGGAAAAAACGCGUCGAGCCUGAAGUACAGAAGAUAGCUGGCAUACUAAAAGAGUUUCCACAACUAAAGGAACUGGCGGAUGAAAGAAUGACUAAGAAAAGUAAUUUCAUGAAAAGGUUGACGAAAUACGAAAACAUUUGUAAAUACGCCUGCGAUGAACCCGAACCCGAAAUGAGACGUAUAUUCAAGAGGAGCAUUCCAGAUGAUUAUAUAUGCAGUUCCAUCGAGGAUCUACACAAUAAUAUCACAACAAAAUUAACAGAAAAUUUCCACGUUUUUCUACAAAAGAAACUUGAUAUUAUAAACGAAACAGAUAAUUUAUUGACGGAAGAAAUAAAUAAAAUGAAAAAGGAACUAAAAGAUUCAGCUCUGUCUAUAUACGGUCGGACAAUGUACGAUGUUCUUAGCUUAGAAGAUGAAUUUAAUAAUUUCGUAAAAGAAAUGAACUCUAGCAUGGUAAAAGAACUCAUAUAUGAGGUUAAAGAAGAGGGUCUGCAAAUAGAUUCUAAACUACUACAACUACAACGAUUGAUUGAAGAUUACGGAAAUUACUGCAAAAAUUGUAGUUCAGGGCCAGUCAGACGUGUUUUACGACAAAUAAAUAUAAAUGAUGAGGGAGAAGAAAGUACAGAAGACUCUGUUUCUCUUUUGGACGAAUUGAUUCAAGAUAAAUAUGAUCAAGUAAACAUUACGACGAAUGAUGUGAUCUUCGAAAUCUUCAAGAACUUAACAGAUUUACUUAAUGACCCUGAAAGAGAUAAUAAAUUUUUGGCUGAUAUACAAUCUUUGCAAAAAAAUAUUGUUGAUGCUUGGAAUGUUGAGAGAGAGGGGCUAGAGAACUUGAAAAGCAUCGCAUCUCCGGCAUCUCUGAAACAACUGUCAGAACUACUUUCAGAUUCGAAGGACCUUCAGAAAGACAUAGACGAUAAGAUAAAACAUUUAGAAGAUAUACUGAAUAAAAAUAAUUAUUAA